This is a messenger RNA of Aspergillus candidus, 941 nucleotides long. RefSeq names its product 40S ribosomal protein uS13. The record is from RefSeq and is a predicted model, not a curated record. Bases 90 to 557 code for a protein of 155 amino acids. Gene Ontology annotation, biological process: translation. Gene Ontology annotation, molecular function: structural constituent of ribosome; RNA binding. The transcript has 3 exons. NCBI's taxonomy places the organism in Eukaryota, Fungi, Ascomycota, Eurotiomycetes, Eurotiales, Aspergillaceae. Gene Ontology annotation, cellular component: ribosome; cytosol; small ribosomal subunit.
GCCAGCCCAGCGGCGCACCACUUCGACUUCCUCUCCUCCUCACCCCUCUCGCUGUCGACAAUCAACGCGGUCCGCGCCCAUCGCCCAUCAUGUCGCUCGUGUCAGGCGAGAAGACGAACUUCCAGUACAUCCUGCGUCUGCUCAACACCAAUGUUGACGGCAAGCAGAAGAUCAUGUACGCCUUGACCCAGAUCAAGGGUGUCGGUCGCCGUUACUCCAACCUGGUGUGCAAGAAGGCCGAUGUUGAUCUGAACAAGCGUGCCGGUGAGCUCACCACCGAAGAGCUCGAGCGCCUGGUCACCAUCCUCCAGAACCCCACCCAGUACAAGAUCCCGACCUGGUUCCUCAACAGACAGCGCGACAUCGUCGACGGCAAGAACUACCAGGUCGUCUCCAACUCCCUGGACUCCAAGCUCCGUGAUGAUCUCGAGCGCCUGAAGAAGAUCCGCGCCCACCGCGGUCUCCGUCACUACUGGGGCCUCCGCGUCCGCGGCCAGCACACCAAGACCACUGGCCGUCGCGGUCGCACCGUCGGUGUCAGCAAGAAGAAGGGCUAAAUCAUUCGUCUUCAAAUUCCACACGGUGUUCAUUCUUUUGUCUUCUUCGAUUUUUUUUUGCGGGCCGGGAAAAAAAAGAGAGAGAGGACUGGGAUAUCUGUUGGUGUGUGUUGCAUGGGUCGUUUCGUCUUUUCUUUUUUUUUAAACAAUCUUGGUCGAGUUGUAACGAAUCCUCUUCUUUGCUCUCUCUCUCUUAUCUCCCUCGUAGGGGAAAGGGGGAACCCGUCCAAUGUUUCUAGGAAAAGAACAAGCGGAACCCCAGGGCGAUGGAUGAAUGAAAAAAACGAAAAAAUUACUAAACCAAUCAUACCAAUAUGAAAUGACGUGAACUUAUCUCUCCUGGCUAUCUUACGGUUCAUAAUACUAUCUCCUGGAUAUCGUUUU